AUGGGUGUUGAGAGAGGGGCAACGGAGAUUGUCGAUGAAGAAGCGCAGGUCGCAAAGGACGAUGCAGUGGACUGUACUAGGAAGUUCUUGGCGAUGGAGGCGGCUGCCGCCGUGGAGCCUUUGCAGGCUGCCGCGGUGGGCGAGACUAUGGUAGACGACACAAAGUCUGCAAAGUCUGCGGAGCUUGUCGCCGCCAAGCGGGCUGUGGAAUGCGAGGAGCAAGCCUUGUUUGGCAGCAAGAACAAGAAGGUCCUCAAUGGAAUCACGAAAGCCGAGAAGAAAAAGUUGGAGGAAAUGGAGGACACGCCACUGAGCGAAGCCAUGAAUGUGGCGGAAUCCACAGAUGCGUUCGAUCCGAUCGAUGGCAUCAUGGCCAUGCCAACAUCAAGAACCAACGUGGACCAAGAGGGUCCUGGAGCGUAUGCUCGUUCUGGGAGACCCAUCUUCCAUCACGACGCAGAAAUGGGUGAUGGUGCCACUAGCAGUGUACCAGAACUGGGCUCUCCCUCUCCCAUGCCCAUGAACAAUACUGAAGAAGUCACUUCUUCUGCACCACCACCACCGCAGAAUGCUGGCUUGGCUGUGGCCAACCGAGUGCAUGAAGUAUUGCCUCAAGACUUACCCCAAGCUCACAAUUACGAUGCCGGGCAACAGUCUGCCCGAAAACGGCAACUAGAUCAAACGCAAUUCCGAACGUUUAUUCUGCUCUUGGUCAUUCUCCUGAUUGCCAUUACUGUAAUCAUCGUGGCCGUGUUAGUUCCAGCAAACAACAAUGAGGAUCCAUUCAAUCCAGAGCAACCACCAAAUCAAAUCCAGGAAUCAGAAUUCCCUACCGGUGCACCUACGAUUCUUGCCGAAACAUGGCAAGGACUACCAGACUACACACUCACUGCCUUGCAAGAUCCCGUCUCUCCCCAAGCCAGGGCCUACGAAUGGGUUUUGAAUGACCCCCACAGGACAUCCUAUCCCCAAUGGAAGAUACUGCAGCGAUUUGCGCUGGCGGUAUUCUACUUUAGCACGGGAGGAGACCGCUGGAUUCUCCGCAAAGACUGGCUCGACUACAAUGUGGAUGAAUGCUCCUGGUAUUUUCGGAAUUUCUUGAGUGGCGUCGAAGACUUUUUCAUUCACGAAGGAGUUACCGAUACACCGUCGACACUGCAGAUAAUAGAUUCCGUGUGUGACAGUCAAGGCCGCUACAUGUACAUCAUCUUUACGGAAAACAACAUGCACGGAACUCUUCCACCAGAGUUGUCUCUUUUGAGUGAUUCACUGAUUAGUCUGGAAGUUGGAUCCAAUCAAGACUUGUUUGGGGAUAUCCCAUCCGAGAUUGGUCUGUUGACGAACUUACAGCAAUUCUACGCCAACCGGAAUCAACAUUCCGGUCAAAUUCCCACAGAGGUCGGACAGUUGUCUCAUCUGCAAGCCAUUGAAUUGGGAUACAAUCCAUUCACUGGAUCACUGCCGAGUGAAAUGGGAAAUAUGCAAGCUUUGAGCUUUCUCAGUGUCCGCCAAUGCGAUCAAAUGACGGGGAUCAUGCCCACCGAGCUCUACCGGUUGACCAACAUGGUGUCUCUAUACAUUCACGGUCUCGAUCUUGUCACCAGUGCCAAACUGCUCCCCGACAUUGGCAAAUUGACAAAGUUGGAGAACAUCAAAACUUAUCCCCUCCCCUUCAAUACUUCCAUUCCAACCGAAAUUGGGUUGCUCACCAACAUGCUCCGAAUGAACUUUUGGAAGAGCCAAAUCACUGGAUCUGUGCCCAGCGAGUUGUUCCUUUUGACAAACAUGAAGAGAAUAGAUAUUGAUGCCAAUGCCCUCACUGGUACCAUUCCGACGGAAUUUGGCCUUUUCCCCAAUUUGACCAUGGCUUGGAUGGAUGGAAACCGGUUUAGUGGAACAGUUCCAGGGUCCAUCUUUGAGAACUGGGGAAAACUUACCUUGCUGGCAAUCAACAACAAUGAUCUGGAAGGUCCCCUACCCUCAGAAAUAGGUCUCCUGACAAGCAUUGAGGCACUGCGGCUUUCCCACAAUGACUUUUCAGGUUCCAUUCCAUCGGAGUUUGGGCUUUUGAACGACCUGACAGAGCUGUUCCUCCAUGAUACCAACGUCACUGGGAAUAUACCAGAGACUCUGGUGGAUAUGGGUGCCUUGGAGCAUCUCACAUUGUCCAACACAUCUCUAACCGGAUCCAUCCCAGAUGGUCUGUGCGACAGAGUUUGGGACAUGACAUAUACCUGCAAUGAAUACUAUGGGGGCGUCUACACCAUCUGUUAUGAUGCUGAAAGGGUGAAUUUCACUUGCUCGUCCACCGAUCUCUGUGGGUGUGACGCUUGUGGGGCGUGUAAUGCAACUGGCUAG
This is a messenger RNA of Seminavis robusta, 2358 nucleotides long. The record is from the annotation of a GenBank genome assembly. NCBI's taxonomy places the organism in Eukaryota, Bacillariophyta, Bacillariophyceae, Naviculales, Naviculaceae.